Cotesia glomerata is the source of this 371-nucleotide messenger RNA. RefSeq lists its product as uncharacterized. NCBI's taxonomy places the organism in Eukaryota, Metazoa, Arthropoda, Insecta, Hymenoptera, Braconidae. The record is from RefSeq and is a predicted model, not a curated record. The coding region runs from base 18 to 371 and encodes 117 amino acids. The transcript has 2 exons.
AUUCCUUCUUCAUAUUUAUGAUAAAAAUACAAAUACACGCUUUACAUUUUUAUCCUAGCAAUAAAAAUCCCUUUUAUUGCAGGGAAUACAUUUCAUCGAGCACGAUAACCACCACAAGUAUACCAUCCCCAUCUCUAAUAGUAAGACGCUUUAGCGGUUGGCGAAUCAGCGGAAGUCAUGAGUACGUUAGAUGCCCUAUCAGACAGCCCUCUUCCAUCGACGACAGAUACUUCAGAAGAUCAUGUGAGCCAGAUUUUCCUCGGCCGUCUCCACUGUACCACCACCAUCACCACCACCACCACCACUUACCCUACAAGCCGUCAACCAGUAACGGGAACCCCGUCGUUUAUCACCGGUCCUCAGAUGAGUGA